CACCUGCCGUUACAAACAUUGGAGCGUCAAUGUCAAGCUACCGGCCGCUGCUGUGUCCGAAGAGGAGUUUUAAAAGCACUUCUAUUACAGCAAGGAUCGCAUCAUGGCCAGGUAGCUACGGGGAGCGAUGGGGAUUUUCAGACAGCUCUACCUCUUGCUCUGGAAGAACAUCACAUACCGCAGAAGAAACAAGAUCCAGCUGAUCAUUGAGCUCCUCUGGCCGCUCUUCCUCUUCGUCAUCCUCAUCUCUGUUCGUCAUUCACAUCCUCCUUACAAACAGAGCCAAUGUCACUUUCCAAACAAAGCCUUGCCAUCAGCCGGCACCUUGCCUUGGAUUCAGGGCAUUAUCUGCAACAUCAACAACCCUUGCUUCCACAGCCCGACAGCAGGGGAGACACCAGGACAGGCCGGCAACUUUGACAACUCCAUACUGUCGCGUCUCUUUGUGGACGCCCAGACUGUUCUGUCCUACAGUGGAAACCGGAGCUUCUCUGGCUUUCAGGACCUGAUGGAAAGUGUCCAGAAUCUGGGAGAAAGAAUCGGAGCCUGGCCAAAUCUCCCAGUAAAACAAUGCCUGAGGGCCAACGAGACAUUUUCCAGCUUCCUCCUGACCAAUGGCAGCCUGUCGUCUCCGGCUGUGGACCAGCUGCUGAACGCUCGUCUUAAUUUACUGCCGACACUGACCGGAGCUCAGAUGCAGAUAAAGGACUUGGUGUGUAAUGCGAGCAUGCUGGGACAGAUGCUGAUAGUAGACGGAGGAGAAGGCGCCAUGACCGAUCUUCAGACUCAGCUGUGUGACCAACCGGCUGACGUCCUGCAGGAGGCUGAGCGCCUUUUUCUUUCUCAGCUCGACUUGACCAAGUUCGCCACAAGAGAGCGUCUGAUGGUCAACGCUGGAGACCUCAGGACCAUCAGUCAAGCCGUCACCUCGGUUUCCCAGGAGCUAGCAGUGCUCAUAGAUGAUUUCUCCUCCCUCUCCAGUUUUGCAGAGAUGAGUGCAGCUCUUCGUCUUCUGUCUCCAGAAAAUCGCACAGCGCUGCCCAGAGAAAGCUUCAGAGCUUUCACAAGGAUCAUGUGCGGUCACCCUGAGAUUGGAGGAGAACGCAUCCCAUCGCUCAACUGGUAUGAAGACAAUGACAUCAAGUCUUUCUUGGGCAAAAAUGGCACUGAGGAUUUGGACCUGGACCGCGACAACAACACGACUCCGUUCUGUAAAAGUUUGAUCCACGGUCUGGAGUCCAACCCUCUGUCGCGCAUUGUGUGGCGAGGAAUCAAACCCCUAUUUAUCGGAAAACUCCUCUACACUCCAGACAGUCCCGCAGUACGGCAAGUCAUGAAAGAGGUAAACAAGACUUUUGAGGACCUGCAGAUCAUCCAGGAGCUCAACGAAGCCUGGAUGGAGGUGGGACCAAGAAUCAAGAACUACAUGGAGACCAGUGUGGAGAUUCAGCUUCUGCAGGAUAUGUUGAGGCGUCCAGAGAUUGCAGUACUGGUCAACCUGCGUCUGGAAAACACGCCCUGGACGGCCUCACGGAUCGCACGUUUCCUGUCCACCCCCUCACCAGACACUCCGAGGCAGCCUGGAGCUCCGCCUAACUGGCUGGACGUGUACAACGACCUCAGCCACACUAUCACCACUCUUGCACAAGUCACUGAGUGUUUCUCCCUGAACAAGCUGGAGGGGCUGGAGACUGAGGGUCAGCUGAUUGACAGAGCCCUGGAGCUGCUGGAGGACAGGCAGUACUGGGCAGGCGUGGUUUUCCUGCUGCCCAACUCUUCCUCGUCUGACCUGCCGCCCCACGUCACCUACAAGAUCCGGAUGGACAUUGAUGACGUGACCCGAACCAAUAAGAUCAAAGACAGGUUCUGGGAUCCUGGUCCAGCUGCUGACCCGUUCAGUGACAUGCGCUACAUCUGGGGGGGCUUCGUCUACAUUCAGGACCUGGUGGAGAGAGCCGUGAGCCGCGUGCUGACGGGAGUCCAGCAGACGACCGGCAUCUACAUCCAGCAGAUGCCCUACCCCUGUUAUGUGGACGAUGUUUUUCUUCGAGUGCUCAACCGCUCCCUGCCACUCUUCAUGACGCUGGCCUGGAUCUACUCGGUGGCCAUGAUCAUCAAAGGCGUGGUGUACGAGAAGGAGGCGAGGCUGAAGGAAACCAUGAGGAUUAUGGGCCUGGGAACAGGAACACUGUGGUUCAGCUGGUUUAUCAGCAGCCUGGUUCCUUUCCUGAUCUCUGCAGCUCUUCUUAUUGCUCUGCUCAAGUGGGGUGACAUCUUGCCGUACAGCGACCCGGCUGUUGUCUUCUUCUUCCUCAUGGCCUUUGCCACUGCUACGAUCAUGCAGUGUUUCCUCAUCAGCACUUUCUUCUCCAAAGCCAACCUGGCUGCUGCCUGUGGGGGGCUCAUCUACUUUGGCCUCUACCUGCCCUACGUACUGUGUGUCGCCUGGAGAGACCGCCUCAACACCACGCACCGAGUCUUCGCUAGCUUCCUGUCUCCUGUGGCCUUUGGAUUUGGCUGUGAGUAUUUCUCUCAGUAUGAAGAGCAAGGCGUGGGCAUCCAGUGGUACAACCUGCGCUUCAGCCCUGUGGAAGGAGACACGUACAGCUUCACUACCUCCAUACUUAUGCUUUAUGUGGACGCCUUCAUCUACGCUAUUGCAGCCUGGUACAUCGAAGCAGUGUUUCCUGGUGAGUAUGGGAUCCCCAGGCCCUGGUACUUCAUCUUUCAAAUCAACUACUGGGGUGGAAUUCCUCUUGAAGCAGGCAUGCCGAUCCCACCUGCGCCUACAGAGCAGGGCGAAGAUCGCAUUGAAGCAGAACCCAGUAAUCUGAUCCUGGGUGUGAGCAUCAGAAACCUGGUGAAAAUCUACAAGAAGGGAGCAAAACUAGCUGUCAACCAUCUGAACCUCAAGUUCUACGAGGGCCAGAUCACCUCUUUUCUCGGCCACAACGGAGCCGGCAAAACCACGACGAUAUCCGUCCUGACUGGUUUGUUCCCGCCUACCUCUGGAACUGUUUACAUCAAGGGGAUGGACAUCCGUCAUGACAUGGACAUCAUCCGAAAGACGCUGGGAGUCUGUCCUCAGCACAACGUCCUGUUUGACAUACUAACAGUGGAGGAGCAUGUGUGGUUUUACGGCCGCAUGAAGGGUUUGUCUGAAGAACAGGUGAACGCUGAACUGGAAACUUUGCUGGAUGACGUUGGCCUCCUGCAUAAACGACACGACCAGACCAGAAACCUCUCCGGUGGCAUGCAGAGGAAGCUGUCUGUGGCGAUAGCGUUUGUUGGAGGCUCGAAGGUGGUUGUCCUGGAUGAACCUACUGCUGGUGUCGACCCGUACUCCCGCAGAGGGAUCUGGGACCUGCUGCUCAAAUACCGCAAAGACCGCACCAUCAUCCUGUCCACCCACUACAUGGAUGAGGCGGAGCUGCUAGGUGACCGGAUCGCCAUCAUCUCCCAGGGGAAGCUGUGCUGCUGCGGCUCACCGCUCUUCCUGAAAUCCCGCCUGGGAUCUGGCUACUACCUCACUGUGGUGAAGAGGGAGGGAAUGGACACCAGCACUCCCAGUAGUUCCAGUAUCUGCACCAGCACCAGCAUCAGCACGAACAAGCUGCCUCCGCUUGUCAAGGACAGCGAGUCGUCCCUGAGUGAAGACACUGGACUGGGGAGUGAGGAGAGCAGCUCAUACCUGGCAGCUUUGCUCGCCCUGGUGCAGCAUCACAUCCCCGGUGCGAGGCUGGUGGAGGAGUCUAGAUGCGAGGCAGUGAUCAACCUGCCGCAGACGGCCGCCAAGGACAGCAGCCUGGCCCUCUUCCUGUCUGACCUGGAUCAGAAGCUUGCUGAGCUGGGCAUCAGAAGCUACGGUCUGUCAGACAGCACGCUGGAGCAGAUCUUUCUGCGAGUGGCGGAGGAAACUGGCGUGGACAGUGAACCAGGGCAGCAGGCUGAAUCCCCCGACAGCCAGCAGCCAUCAGUGCAGGGAGCUCAGGGGGAGCCUCCUGAGGAACCAGAGACGGAACCUCAGGAGACCGACCUGCUGAGUGGAGAUGGUCGAGGUGGCGUCCCUCUGACCGGCUGGUGGCUGACGUGGCAGCAGCUGAGAGCACUUUUCGUCAAACGCUGGCUUUAUGCUCGGAGGAGCCGCAGGGGAUUCUUGGCUCAGAUUGUUCUGCCUGCUGUGUUCGUGCUGAUCGCUCUGCUCUUCAGCCUCAUUGUUCCUCCAUUUGGGAAGUACCCCGCCCUGCAGCUGCAGCCCUGGAUGUACGGAGAGCAGUACACCUUCUUCAGCAACGAUGCCCCGGGGAACCCAGCCAUUGAGAGUUUGCUGGAAGCUCUGCUGGACCAGCCAGGUUUUGGUACCAAGUGCAUGGAGAACGAGCAGGAGGAAAACAGCACAAAUCCUCAGUGCGGAAGUGAGCGCAGAGGUCCGCUCAUGAGGCCACAGGUCUCCUUCUCCACCUGGCAGAUGUUCAGCAAAGGCAACUGGAGCAGAAACAGACCCUCACCUGACUGUCAGUGCAGCACAGAAAACAUCCGCCGAAUGCUCCCCGAGUGCCCAGAGGGUGCAGGUGGGAUGCCGCCUCCACAGAUUAAGAGGCUGACUGGAGACAUCCUCCAAAAUUUGACAAGUUAUAACAUUUCUGAUUACCUGGUGAAGACUUAUUCUCAAAUCCUCAAGAAAAGCCUGAAAACCAAGAAGUGGGUGAAUGAAUUCAGAUACGGAGGCUUCUCCCUCGGAGGCAGCGCCACCCAGACUGUAUCUCAGGUCCAGCAUCUCCAAGAAUCGGUCAUGGGAGUCAGGACUCGUUACCGAGUCCCGCAGAACAGUUCACUGGAUCAUCUCCUAAACAGACUGCCAGGAUUCAUAGGAGGGCUGAACAGUCAAAACAAUGUCAAGGUGUGGUACAACAACAAAGGCUGGCACGCGAUGGUGUCAUUUGUUAACGUGAUGAACAACGGCCUGCUCAGAGCGAGCCUGCCGCCUGGUCCAGAGAGGAGGAAAUACGGCAUCACUGCCUAUAACCAUCCCCUCAACCUGACCAAGGAGCAGCUCACUGAAAUGGCCAUGAUGACCACGUCAGUGGAUGUUCUGGUUUCAAUCUGUGUGAUCUUUGCCAUGUCCUUUGUGCCGGCCAGUUUUGUACUUUUUCUAAUUGAAGAGCGAGUCAGCAAAGCCAAACACCUGCAGUUUGUCAGCGGAGUCAAACCGAUCCUCUACUGGCUGGCCAACUUUGUCUGGGACAUGUUGAACUACACCGUCCCGGCCACCAUGGUGGUGCUGAUCUUCAUCAGUUUCCAGCAGCAGUCGUAUGUCUCUGAGACCAACCUGCCUGCUCUUGUCCUGCUCCUCCUGCUCUACGGGUGGUCCAUAACUCCUCUAAUGUACCCAGCAUCUUUUGUGUUCACCGUCCCGAGCACAGCUUACGUUGUGUUGACCUCCAUCAACCUCUUCAUUGGAAUUAACGGCAGCAUCGCCACCUUCGUCUUGGAGCUGUUUGUAGAUGAGCAUCUGAAUGAGGUGAACAGAAUCCUGAAGAAGGUGUUUUUAAUAUUCCCUCAUUUCUGCCUGGGGCGAGGACUUAUUGACAUGGCCAAAAACCAAGCCAUGGCCGAUGCCUUCCAGAGACUGGGCACCAAACAGACUCUGGACCCUCUUGAGUGGGACUUUGUGGGGAAGAACUUGUUUGCGAUGGCAGCUCAAGGUGUCAUCUUCUUCAUCUUCACCAUCCUCCUGCAGUACAAGUUCUUCAUUCGCUUCAGGCCGUGGUGGGUCGAGCCUGAGAUGGCUCCUCUCGGUCCAGAGGAUGAGGACGUCGCCAAAGAGAGAGAGAGGGUCAAAAGUGGUAAAGCCCAAUCAGACAUCCUCACUAUGAUGGACCUGAGCAAGGUCUACAAAGCAGGCAGAAAACCAGCGGUGGACCGUCUUUGCCUCGGGAUUCCCCGCAGCGAGUGUUUCGGCCUGCUCGGGGUGAACGGAGCGGGGAAGACCUCUACAUUUCGCAUGCUGACUGGGGACACACCCAUCACACAUGGAGAGGCUUUCCUCAACCACUACAGUGUGCUGACAGAGAUGGAGCGAGUCCACCAGCUGAUGGGUUACUGUCCACAGUUUGACGCCAUCAGUGACCUGCUGACAGGACGAGAACAUCUGGAGCUGUACGCCCGCCUGCGGGGGGUGCCAGAGGAGUCUGUCACCAAGGUGGCGCAGUGGGGAGUGAAGAAGUUGGGGCUGACUCAGUAUGCAGAGCAGGAGGCUGGAGGCUACAGCGGAGGCAACAAGAGGAAACUCUCCACGGCCAUCUCCCUCAUUGGGGCUCCACCUGUUAUAUUCCUGGAUGAACCCACCACUGGUAUGGACCCAAAAGCCAAAAGGUUUUUGUGGAACUGCAUCCUCAGUGUCACCAAAGAGGGCAGAGCAGUCGUACUCACCUCACACAGUAUGGAGGAGUGUGAGGCUCUCUGCACCAGGAUGGCCAUCAUGGUCAACGGCAGGUUUCAGUGUCUCGGAUCUGUACAACAUCUGAAAAACAGGUUUGGUGAUGGAUACACCAUCAUCCUGCGGUUGGCGGACACUAAAGUGGACCCCGACCUGUGUCCCGUCGAUGCCUACGUGAUGAAGUCUUUUCCCAGCAUCCAGCUGAAGGAGCGGCACCAGAACGUGCUGCAGUACCAGCUGCCCUCACACACCUGCUGCCUGGCUCGCGUCUUCGAUGUACUGGCCAACAACUACGAGGAGCUAGGCAUCAUCGACUUCUCAAUUUCACAGACGACACUGGAUCAGGUGUUUGUCAGCUUUGCAAAGGAGCAGACCGACGACGACCUUCUCACAGAUGUGGUCGUCAGCAACGGAACAGCACAACCGAGCCAGCCCGGCCGAAUGAACCCACCCACCGCCCCGCCGCAGCCGCCGGUCACGCCUCCUCAGCCGAGCAGGUCUCCACAGCUGCCUCGGAAGUCGCCCGACGCCACCCCAAAAGCAGGUAAACCAAAAAAGGCAAAGGCUACCAAGGCCAAAUCUAACGGAGAAAAAAGCAACAGCAUGGCGAUGGUGAGGUUACCACAGCCGGAGGAGAAGGCCCAGAGGACGCCUCGGACGAGUCGCAGAGGCAGCAGCGAAUCAGACAGCAGCAACAGCAGCAGCGUUCAGGAAGGAUCCAGUAAAUCUCACGGGUCUAAACACAGAGCAAAGAGCUCCAGCAAAGAUCCCUCCUCUCUCUUCAUCGUCGGCACCACCUCACAGGACAGUGAAAUGUGAAGUGAUGCCACACGAGUGGACCAAAGACUGAUAAAAGCUUGUUAUUAAAUCCUCAUGUUCAUCUGAACAGUGUUCACAGCAACAUGAGCUCCUCAGAGUCUGUCAGUAAGAAGCCAACAGUGGACUGUUAGAGAAAAUGAGUCUGAAGGGGUGAAUUUAACCUCUGAAGAAAGAACCACAAGUCCUUCAUUACAGUGGCUUUGGUGUCUUAUUCACACAUCUGUAGCUUUAUACCCUUCACUGAUCAAUCUGACACUGUGUCUUCUCUUUUUCUGCAUCAGCCUCAUCUCUCCAAAGCAACCGUUGAUUUGUCCUCCUCGAAUAUUAUGCAGGACUCGGUGUUCCUCAGGACUCGAAUCAUCCGACCUCUUACAGUCUCAUCUUUGUUUUGCAAAAAGCACUUUAAAAACGAAAAUGCUGCAAAUGUGUUUCAUGUAAUUAUUAAGAUGAUUUUAUAGCUCAGAAAGCUUUGAGGGGUUGUUUCAGAACAAUAUACAGCGAGGAGAGAAUUCUCACUGCAUCGUUGCAUUCUCCUUAAUUACAUCAUGAUGAACUUUAGAAGUAUUAUUGUUUUGUAAAUCCCACAAUUAUUUUGUCUUUUAUCUGUAAAAAUGCUGGAGUGUGUCGUUUGUUUGUUUCCGUCUUAUCGCUGGUUGUCAGUGUCACUCUCCACUGGAGGCUGUUGUGUCUGAGGGGAGAAGAGUCAUUUAGUUGUUUAGUAUGAAACUCGGGCUUUAAUUUUCACCCUUCAGUGUGACAAAUAUUUACAGACCCUGAACCCUCGGACGACUUCACUGAAGUGUGGAAAUAUAAAGCUACUCAAAAACCUGCAGACACACAGACCUGGUUUUAGUAUGUGUUCAAAUACAGCAUGCCAAACACUCCAAAUUCAGUCACAGAAGUAAGAUUGAACAAUCAGCGGCACAACAGCAUUGCCUUUGGUCAACAGUUGUUUUUAUAAUAAGCUCUAUUUAUUUGUUUCUGUAAAACAAAAGACACGACUGACUGCUGAAUGUCCAAAGCAGGUUGUUACUGCACUGUAAUGCACUGUUACGUAUUUACAAGGUUGUUACUGUCGUAGCUGUAGGCAUGAAGACAAUUAUCAGAAGGGUUUCAUUCCAAAAUGCAAACUGUUUUAAAAAAAUGUCACAUGUGGGGCGAUGCGAUGCCUGAUUGCAGCACAUAUCAUGAAAUGCUCUCAGCAGCUGACUCCUCUCUUUUAAAACAUUUUAUUUCUCCCCCAUCACAAAAUAAUAAAAGAUUAAAUGUAUUAAAAUGUGCUGAAAUAAUGCUCAAUCUAGACUUUAAGCUGGAUCUACUGAGGCUGGAUGUGUCAUUUUGGAAUGAAAGUCUGUACCAGUGAAUGUACAGUUCUACUUGAACAUUUAUUUAUCUAUGCAUCCGUCUGUGAGAUGUACGUUACGUCCUGAAAAUACGCUAAUAUAGGAAAAAAAAAUGUCUGUUAUGAAUGUUUUGUCCUGGGAAGAAAAUAAAUAUAUUUGAUUUCCUGUACCAUUUUUAA
Messenger RNA from Stegastes partitus (bicolor damselfish), 8780 nucleotides. RefSeq names its product ATP-binding cassette, sub-family A (ABC1), member 7 (gene abca7). Gene Ontology annotation, molecular function: ATP binding; lipid carrier activity; ABC-type transporter activity. The coding region runs from base 128 to 7258 and encodes 2376 amino acids. Gene Ontology annotation, biological process: lipid transport; transmembrane transport. The record is from RefSeq and is a predicted model, not a curated record. Gene Ontology annotation, cellular component: membrane; intracellular membrane-bounded organelle. NCBI's taxonomy places the organism in Eukaryota, Metazoa, Chordata, Actinopteri, Pomacentridae. The transcript is spliced from 49 exons.